AUGACUGCGCUCACUCCUCUGCUGCCCCCACGUCCACUGUGCUUUUCCCUGCCUUCUAAGUGGAGCAGUGGCACUCACCCUGCGCUGCACCUCUCGCCUUGCCUGCGCUGUCCUCCAGUAUUCGCCCCUCCCCUGUCGCCAUCAUCACCGCACGCAUUUCCUCUCCCCAUGGACAAGAUGCGAGAGGAGGAGAUUAGUCACCUUGCUGCACUUCGCCCCAUUUGCCCCCUCCCCAUCUCCCCUCCAUCUCCUCUCCCCAUCUCCCCUCCCCCACUCCUGACCUCUUCUCUACCCCAGCAACGCUCCGCACUACACUACCUCCCCCCCCCCCCCCCCCCCCCCUUGUUUUCCGCCUUCUCCCCCCUCCACCCUCUCCACUUGCCCAUCCGCCUGCCGCCCGCGCAAGUGGCGUUGGCAGCUGCAGCGCAGGAGGCGCGGCGUCCCGUUGCACGCCCCCACCACACGCUGCACACUCCCACCUCACCCACGCCCUUCCCUGCUCUCCGCCGCACUGCUGCUUGGAGCUGGACCUGA
Closterium sp. Naga37s-1 is the source of this 534-nucleotide messenger RNA. The record is from the annotation of a GenBank genome assembly. Lineage: Eukaryota; Viridiplantae; Streptophyta; Zygnematophyceae; Desmidiales; Closteriaceae.